Molecule: messenger RNA, 1358 nt
Organism: Balaenoptera acutorostrata (minke whale)
Lineage: Eukaryota; Metazoa; Chordata; Mammalia; Artiodactyla; Balaenopteridae
Gene: TMEM242
Product: transmembrane protein 242
Exons: 4
Coding region: 55-480 (141 amino acids)
Source: RefSeq, a predicted model, not a curated record
UCGCUUCCACCCGGUCCCAGUUGGCGCCGGACGCAGCAGUGGAGGCUUAUAAACAUGGAGACAGAGGACGCUGGGAGUGGAGAGCCGUCUUCUCGGCUGGGGGCUCCGGCGUCCACUAAUGACCGGCUUUUCCUGGUUAAAGGUGGAAUUUUCCUUGGUACUGUUGCUGCAGCGGGAAUGCUGGCUGGAUUUGUUACAACACUAUCAUUGGCUAAAAAGAAAAGUCCUGAAUGGUUCAAUAAGGGAAGUGUGGCCACGGCUGCCUUACCGGAGAGCGGGUCCUCCCUUGCCUUGCGAGCCCUGGGGUGGGGCUCACUUUAUGCCUGGUGUGGGGUCGGUGUGAUCAGCUUCGCCGUCUGGAAGGCUUUAGGAGUUCACAGUAUAAAGGACUUUCGAAGUAAAAUGCAAUCAAUAUUUCCAGCAAUUCCCAAGAACUCUGAAUCGGCUGUUGAAUGGGAGGAAGCAUUGAAAUCCAAAUGAGAUGAGCAUGGUGGGUGAAGUCCAGAACGAUUGUUACGGGAAAAGCUGGCUUUGGAGAUGUCACAACAGCAAAGGGACUCGACAGAUUUCUCCUCAGGAACACGUGCAGAUUGUUGAGUGAACCUGUGGGGUGGAUGGCAUUCAGUGUCCUCAUAGGAGGCCGAUAGUCAUUUCUGUGUGCUGUACUUUACAACUGAUUUGGUUAUGUUCAUAUGGGGGUGGGGGGGGGGUGUUGGAGGGAGGGCAAAGUUUUCCCAAAGUUAGGAAGACUAUUUAAAAAUAAUUAUGUGGAUACCUUCUCUGUGUGGAGGAAAUCCCAGGGGAAAUACUUUUAUGACUGUAACAGUUGAAACCAAGUUUUUUACCUGAAAAAAAAAAUUAUAAUGUAUGAUGGAAAAUCUUUAUAAACAGACUCGUAACAGCAGUAGCACCUCAAUGUCUAAUUAAAUAAGUUUCAACAGCCUUCCUUGUCCAUAUGUGGCUGUCAGAACUUGGAGGACUUUCUCCAAAGAGGCAGACUCCAAAGUGAUGGGUUAAUGGGUGAAUCCUGUCCAUCAGGCAGUGGGUGUGGCUCUCUUGUCCUGAACACAGUCUUUGAUUUGGUUUUUUUUUGUUUGUUUGUUUGUUUUUGUUUUUUUUACAGUCUUUGAUUUGUACAUGCUAGUCAUUUACCUGACAGCCUCACCUUAGGCCCUGUAAAUUCUCAGACAAGAAGCCGGUAACAGAUUAUGAUAACUUGAAAGGACAAUCAUGCGAAAAUAGUGAUACUAUGGGUAUAAAAUGUACUUUUUUGACAAGUUGGUUCUGGGUCCCUAAAUACUGACUGACAGUUUAUAGCUUUAUUUCAGUUGUCUGUCAAUAUAAAAAUAGUCCAGUUA